Messenger RNA from Metopolophium dirhodum (rose-grain aphid), 642 nucleotides. RefSeq names its product dynein regulatory complex protein 8-like. The record is from RefSeq and is a predicted model, not a curated record. The transcript is spliced from 5 exons. Gene Ontology annotation, molecular function: calcium ion binding. The coding region runs from base 1 to 642 and encodes 213 amino acids. Lineage: Eukaryota; Metazoa; Arthropoda; Insecta; Hemiptera; Aphididae.
AUGACUGAAGACAACAUAUCAAAUAGCAGUGAAUCACAUAUUACGACUUUCGAAAUAAAGAACGAUCUUCAGAAAAUUAUUGUUGAUACAUUUUCAUUGUUUACAAGUGACAAUAUUAACAGCAUAUCAAUUAGUGAUUUAGGCAAGGUUAUUCGUUAUUUGGGAUGUGUCCCCACCGAAGAAGAAUUGAAUGAAUUCGCAAACAUUGUGGAAAAUCAAAAUGAACCUAAUACCGUCGAUAAGAAUGUAUUUGUACCGCAUAUGGAAAAACAAAUAAGGGCGUUUAAGUAUAAACCGGCAACGGCAGACGAAUUGCUACAGGCAUUUCACACAUUAGAUACGGAAAGUAAAGGCUCGUUGUCUGUGGAUUUUAUGCAACAAGCGCUCCGCGAAGGCGAUUCAUUAGAUCCCGAUGAUAUUACCGAAGCAAUUAAGACCGCUUACGACCCCGAUUUUCAGUGUAUACAUUACGACAUAUGGAUCCACAAGUUAUUGGGAAAGACCAAAAUGGACCCGUACGCUUUAGCCGCCAACGAUGUCGCUUCGGCUAACCGGGCAAAGGUGGCGGAGGACGGAGAACUAAACCGACUGUUAUUGUCCUCCGAUAAUAAUGAUAUUGACCCGGCUGCAUCGGCUGUAUAA